Aspergillus caelatus is the source of this 1524-nucleotide messenger RNA. RefSeq lists its product as uncharacterized. The coding region runs from base 1 to 1524 and encodes 507 amino acids. Lineage: Eukaryota; Fungi; Ascomycota; Eurotiomycetes; Eurotiales; Aspergillaceae. The record is from RefSeq and is a predicted model, not a curated record. The transcript has 5 exons. Gene Ontology annotation, molecular function: oxidoreductase activity.
AUGGCAGCAAUACAACUAUCCGACGCGGAUAUUCCCAGUUGUGCUGGGAAAGUCGUGGUGAUCACCGGAGGAAGCUCAGGGAUCGGCUGGGCGACGGGAGAGAUCUUUGCUUCCCAUGGGGCUCGUGUCUUUCUGCUAGAUAUACGGGCACCCCAGGAAGAUCUUCCUCCAAAUUCUCAAUAUAUUGAGUGUGACAUUACAAGAUGGGCAGAUAUUUUGGCCGCUUUUGAGGUGGUAGGAGAUGUGAUUGACAUCCUUGUUGCCAAUGCUGGUGUCUCUGAAGAGGUCAACUACUUUGAAGAUACGUUCGACUCCGAGGGCAAACUGGUUGAACCUGGUUACGGCGUCAUCGAAGUAAACCUUCGCGGCACCAUAAAUGUUAUCAAAGUUGGACUUAGUAUUAUGCGACGCAGAAAGACAGCCGGCAGUAUCGUGAUUACAAGUAGUGCGACGGCAUAUUCCCCAGAAUAUACACUGCCGGUCUAUAGUGCAACAAAGUUAGGCCUUAUUGGGCUCAUGCGUGCUCUUCGGGCAACACUUCCACUGGAUAACAUCACAAUCAAUACAGUUGCUCCAGCGGCAACGCUAACGGGACUUAUCCCACCGGAAUUAGCCAAACCAAUCAUUGCCAUGGGUCUUCCGACCAGCUCUGCGGACUUUGUUGGUCUUGCUAUAGCAUACUCUGCAGUGGCCCUCGAAACACGACAGGUUGAGCUAUAUGGAAAAGACCCUGAUACCGCCAUUGUGGAUUGCAAAAGCCGUUGGAACGGCCGCACGAUUCUGACACUGGGUGACCGGUACACUGAGCUUGAGCAAACUAUCUCCGACCUUCGUCUCAAGUGGUUUGACCUACUUGAGGAAAUGAGCCUUGAUGAAGGAUCUACCUACAAUGAAAAACUCAUGUCAAUUUCACGAGGGGACGUUCCACCCGACCAGAAUAUUCCUGCCGAGUGGAUUAUGUAUGAUCUAUGGGAAGACAUGAGAGCCUGCGAUCAUGUGCUUGCAAAUGAACUGUUAGAACCUGUGUUUACUUUCAUGAGAGCACAGACGGAUAAAACACGGUUGACCAUCCAUCAGUUUGGGGAGUAUCUUGACUAUCGUGAAAAGGAUGUCGGGCAAGCCCUUCUUUCUGGUCUGCAGCGCUACACCAUGAAACUCUACCUUACCCAGGAAGACCUUCAUAUGGCUGCACCUGUUGAACGCAACUGCGCAAAGCAUAUUGCAAUCCUCAAUGACAUUUACAGCUGGCGGAAAGAAUUGCUGGCUUCUAAGGUGCUUCAUCACGAGGGCGCUGCUAUCUGUUCUUCUGUGCAGGUACUGUCCGAGGUGACUGCUCUAAACUACGCUGCCACCCAGCGGGUCUUGUGGACCAUGUGUCGCGAGUGGGAAUCGGUGCAUAAACAGCUCGUGGCUGAUAUGGCAGAAAUAGGGAGCCGAGACUUCUUAGAUUAUAUUCGCGGGCUUGAGUUUCAGAUGAGCGGAAAUGAGCGCUGGAGUGAAUCAACUUCUCGUUAUCAUUUUUAG